UUCAGCGAGCUAAACACAAGCUCAGCGAUAUAAUCUAAAAGUCACUAUAUUAUAUUAUAAAAUUCAUGGCGUCAGAUCACUAUAGUGUGUUUUUGGACAUAUUGCCUCAAAACGUACAGCGUCACCUUCUCGAUCAAAAUCCAAAGCAGAAAGAAGAAGCAGCAGCUUUAACAUGUGAAAGAAAAAAAAAAAAACUCAAUCUCUCUGAUCUUCCACUGACCCUGGUGAAAACAGCAGUGUUAGGUAAAAUCCUGCAGGUUACAUCACCUCCGAGUGUGAUGAAUGCACCCGGCGCGCAUGUCUCAGUCCUAUUGGGCCCAGCGCUGAUGGGUGGACUGAAUAAAUAGCGAGGGAGAUGCGGCUGAGGAUGAGAUGAGUGAAGGAGCAGCAGAGGAAGUAGGAGGCACAGUUCACAGCAGCUACUCGUGUUCACUCUGUGGCUGCAGCCGCGCGUCUUAGAGGCGACUGGACUCUGACUGGGCAGCAUCUCCACUCCUCCCCUCCACUCUACAUGCUGCGGUGCCGUCUCGCUACACGUUUGCGUUUCUCUGCGUGAAGCCGCGAUCCAAGUUUAACCGCACUUCUCCGCCGCAAACAGGUUGCAGGAGGUGAAGCUCUCUCUCUCUCUCUUCCCCCCACCCCUCCGCGCACCGGCUCUCCUCGCUGCUCUUUCUUUUUUUUUUUUUUGUCGGGUUGAAUUGAUCCGAGACCUCGGUGAAAAGAUGAUGAUCAUCAUCGCGGAGUUCUUCGUGGUCAUCCUCAAAGUGCUCUGGGCUUUUGUGACCGCCGGGGCCAAGUGGGUGGUGCGGCCCAAGGAGAAGAGCGUGGCGGGACAGGUGUGCGUGAUCACCGGCGCCGGCAGCGGCCUCGGGCGGCUCUUCGCCAAGGAGUUCGCCCGGAGACGAGCGAUACUCGUGUUGUGGGACAUAAACAGCCAGAGCAACGAGGAAACGGCGGAGAUGGUGCGGCAGAUUUACAACGAGCUGGACGCUCCCAGUACGAAAGACGGACCCGUCGGUGGUGUGGAGGAGAUCCCCCCCUUCAAGCCGCAGGUCUACACCUACGUGUGUGACGUUGGGAAGCGGGAGAGCGUGUACUCCACAGCCGAGAAGGUGCGCCGAGAGGUGGGCGAGGUGGACAUGCUCAUCAACAACGCCGGCGUCGUCUCCGGCCACCACCUGCUGGAGUGCCCCGACGAGCUUAUCGAGCGCACCUUGGUGGUCAACUGCCACGCACACUUCUGGACCACCAAGGCGUUUCUCCCCAAGAUGCUGGAGCUGAAUCAUGGUCAUAUUGUGACGGUUGCCAGCUCUCUGGGUUUAUUCAGCACAGCUGGAAUCGAGGAUUACUGUGCCAGUAAGUUCGGUGCCAUUGGGUUCCACGAGUCGCUGAGCCACGAGCUGAAGGCCUCGGAGAAGGACGGCAUCAAGAUGACGCUGGUGUGCCCGUACCUGGUCGACACCGGGAUGUUCAAGGGCUGCAGGAUCAGGAAGGAGAUUGAGCCUUUCCUCCCUCCCCUGAAGCCAGAGUUCUGCGUGAAGCAGGUCAUGAGGGCCAUCCUCACCGACCAGCACAUGAUCUGUACACCUCGCAUCGUCUAUAUGGUCAACUUCAUGAAAAGCAUCCUGCCCUUCGAGGCCAUCGUGUGCAUGUACCGGUUCCUCGGCGCCGACAAGUGCAUGUACCCCUUCCUAGCUCAAAGAAAGGAGGCCAUGAACAACAACGAGGCGAAGAAUGGAAUCUAGGGGGCGCUGUUUGCAAAAACGAACAGGGGCACAUGCACGUGCAGGCAUGAGGAAACAACCACUGAGGAUGAAAAUGGGGGAAGGAAGAAGAAAAAGACUGAAUCUAGACUGGUGCACUUGCAUUGAGCAAAUGCAAAGGUUUACCACAUUGUUCCUCUGGAACAAAGAAAGCUGUGUACUACACAAAGGAUUUAUUUGACUUUGUUCUGUCUUUUUUUUAAGUUUGUUUAAAGAAACCAACAUCUAUAUACUAUGUCACUAGUUUUGAAAUCAUACAGAAAAGAUAUCCAAUAAUUAACUAUUUACAUAAUGUAGUCACCAGCCUUUUUCUAGUGUCAUUGUGGAAAUAUACAGUAUGUUACUGUACAAACAGUAAGAAUCUUUAGUUUUUUCACUUUUUUCAAUUUUAUUUUUGUAGACAUGCACUGUAAUUUCAGUUGUUUUCUUUCAAUGCAGCAAGUCAAACUAUCCCCCCCCCCACACCACCGCCACCACCACCCACUCACACAGGCUCUUUCUCCUCUCAGUCACGAAACCAGUUCACAGCUGAUUAUAGCCUGUGCCAUUCAAAAAAAAAAAAAAGUAAAAUAAUAAUUACACAAUUAGACUUUACCAUAUUUUUGUUUUUGUUCCUUAAGUUACUGAAACAUAGCAUAUGUUUAAAAAUGAAGUCAUUCCAAAUGGGACAUUAAAUGGCCAGACUGUGGCUGAGUGAAGCCUUCACAGGAGACUCACCGUUGCUCUGUCAAAAGUCCUCGUUAUUUCAGGUCUUCAACGACCAACCUCUCCAGUAAAAGGGAGCUGAUGUCCAACAAGCAUGUCUGACUCAUUCAGAAUGUACCACUUUGGGAGAACCCGUGAGGAAAUUAAUUCUCAUCUCUCUCAUUCGUCUUGAUUUUUCCAGAUCUGUGGUUGUUUAUAUUGUACAUUUAUGUUACCGAUAUUAUUUGAGUGAGAAAAUAACCCGACAAAGGCUGUAACUCCCCGAUCCCCAUACAGAUGUAUGGUCGAGGGAAAUAUAUUAAAAAGACACUAGCUUUCUAUUAUCCUUUCCAAAUUAACACUUUAACAAUCCUGUCCAUCGUCCACCUUGUACAGUUAAAGUGAAAUGUAAAUGUUUAAAUGUUGUGAAUACCCCAAGUUUCCCCCCCCCGAAACGACUGUCUCCACCAUAUUUGAUUUAUAGAUAUUUUAUAUACCUUUUGUUUGGGACGACGAGAGUUUUUGAAUUUCAACGACAUUCCAAUGGGCGUCAUUCCUUCAGUCACGGGGAUGAGCCUAAAUUCUCUACCUCUUCAUUUUAUUUUUGACAGUAUGACGUACUCCUCUUUUUUUUUUUUUUUUGUAAUCCUCUGAAGACUGCUCCAUAGCAGAGCAAAUGUGGUUCCAAUGUUUAGUGUCUCUACCUAACUUAAAUUAAUAAAGUGAUUUAGAUUAUUA
Messenger RNA from Platichthys flesus (European flounder), 3185 nucleotides. It is a transcript of the gene rdh10a, whose product is annotated as retinol dehydrogenase 10a. Gene Ontology annotation, molecular function: oxidoreductase activity, acting on the CH-OH group of donors, NAD or NADP as acceptor. Gene Ontology annotation, cellular component: lipid droplet. The transcript is spliced from 7 exons. NCBI's taxonomy places the organism in Eukaryota, Metazoa, Chordata, Actinopteri, Pleuronectiformes, Pleuronectidae. The record is from RefSeq and is a predicted model, not a curated record. Bases 723 to 1745 code for a protein of 340 amino acids.